Molecule: messenger RNA, 252 nt
Organism: Auanema sp. JU1783
Lineage: Eukaryota; Metazoa; Nematoda; Chromadorea; Rhabditida; Rhabditidae
Source: the annotation of a GenBank genome assembly
AUGGCUUCUGCUAAAUUCAUCAUUCUUGUCAGCCUUUUGGUUCUCUGUGCCUUUGUCACUCAAACUGAAGCUCAAUAUGCUUAUUCUCCAUACAGCUAUUAUGGAUAUGGAUAUGGAGGAUAUCCAUACUACAACUACUAUUAUCCAUCUUACUACACUGGAUAUUAUGGAUAUUACGGAAAGAGAGAAGCCGGAUUUGGACCACAACAAGCUCAACCACAAGUUCAAGCUCCUCAACAUCAAAGCAACUGA